AGCAUGGUGUUUUGUUGCUUGUUUACAACAUAAUCAGGCAACAGACACAGUACAUAAAAGGUGUUACACAGCAUCAGACAUAUCAAGAAUACCAGAAAUUUGUCUACUUUGUCAAUAAGACCAUGCUAAACUGUACAUAUCAAGAAGUUCAAGGGAAGUAAUAUAAAGCUACUCCGAUAGUUGUAUACUUUUAUCCACCACAUUAUUUUGAACCAACAUUUUGUACCUUUAAAUGUAGUAUUUAUACUUGUCUUCCGAAGUUUAAGGAUUUCAUCCUUCACUCUCAAUAUUUCUCAGAAAGGAACACAUCUUCCCGUCAAAAUUAUUGGAUGACUUUGGCAACCUUGGGCCACCUAUGAACUGAAAAGUGUUCUAUGUGUUGGAGUACCCAGAAUGGAUCGACCAAAGGUUCUCUUUUGGGAAAGUACCAGCCCAGUGCCCGAAAUGCCGGAGAGUGGAAAGUCCUGGUCUCGACAGGGAAAUGACGGUAGUGUUCUUGGAGACAGUGUUUUCGCAUGGCUGACAUUAAUGACAGCCCGAUGCUCUGCACUCACUGAAUGUUUUCAUUCCAGAAGAGCAUCAAAACCACUGAGUCCUUUCAAGUCAUCUUCUUUUACUGCAAAACCAGAAACCAUGCCGACAACGACUUUCGCUCAAAUUGAAAUUAUUCCAUGCAAGAUCUGUGGAGACAAAUCAUCAGGAAUCCAUUAUGGUGUCAUUACAUGUGAAGGCUGCAAGGGCUUUUUCAGGAGAAGUCAGCAAAGCAAUGCCACCUACUCCUGUCCUCGUCAGAAGAACUGUUUGAUUGAUCGAACCAGUAGAAACCGCUGCCAACACUGUCGAUUACAGAAAUGCCUUGCUGUAGGGAUGUCUCGAGAUGCUGUAAAAUUUGGCCGAAUGUCGAAGAAGCAGAGAGACAGCUUAUACGCAGAAGUGCAGAAACACCGGAUGCAGCAGCAGCAGCGAGACCACCAGCAGCAGCCCGGAGAGGCCGAGCCGCUGACUCCAACCUACAACAUCUCGGCCAACGGGCUGACGGAACUACACGACGACCUCAGCAACUACAUCGACGGGCACACCCCUGAGGGGAGCAAGGCAGACUCUGCCGUCAGCAGCUUCUACCUGGACAUACAGCCUUCCCCAGACCAGUCAGGUCUUGAUAUCAAUGGAAUCAAACCAGAACCAAUAUGUGACUACACACCAGCAUCAGGCUUCUUUCCCUACUGUUCCUUCACCAAUGGAGAGACUUCUCCAACGGUGUCCAUGGCAGAACUAGAACACCUUGCACAGAAUAUAUCUAAAUCACAUCUGGAAACUUGCCAAUACUUGAGAGAAGAGCUCCAGCAGAUAACGUGGCAGACCUUUCUGCAGGAGGAGAUUGAGAACUAUCAGAACAAGCAGCGGGAGGUGAUGUGGCAGUUGUGUGCCAUCAAAAUCACAGAAGCUAUACAGUACGUGGUGGAGUUUGCCAAACGCAUCGAUGGAUUUAUGGAACUGUGUCAAAACGAUCAAAUUGUGCUUCUCAAAGCAGGUUCUCUAGAGGUGGUGUUCAUCAGAAUGUGCCGUGCCUUUGACUCUCAGAACAACACCGUGUACUUUGAUGGGAAAUAUGCUAGCCCUGAUGUCUUCAAAUCCUUAGGUUGUGAAGACUUUAUUAGCUUUGUAUUUGAAUUUGGAAAGAGUUUAUGUUCUAUGCACCUGACGGAAGAUGAAAUUGCAUUAUUUUCUGCAUUUGUACUGAUGUCAGCAGAUCGCUCAUGGCUGCAGGAAAAGGUAAAAAUUGAAAAACUGCAACAGAAAAUUCAGCUAGCUCUUCAACACGUCCUACAGAAGAAUCACCGAGAAGACGGAAUACUAACAAAGUUAAUAUGCAAGGUGUCUACAUUAAGAGCCUUAUGUGGACGACAUACAGAAAAGCUAAUGGCAUUUAAAGCAAUAUAUCCAGACAUUGUGCGACUUCAUUUUCCUCCAUUAUACAAGGAGUUGUUCACUUCAGAAUUUGAGCCAGCAAUGCAAAUUGAUGGGUAAAUGUAUCACCUAAGCGCUUCUAGAAUGUCUGAAGUACAAACAUGAAAAACAAACAAAAAAUAUUAACCGAGACACUUUAUAUGGCCCUGCACAGACCUGGAGCGCCAACACACUGCACAUCUUUUGGUGAUCGGGGUCAGGCAAAGGAGGGGAAACAAUGAAAACAAAUAAAAGUUGAACUUGUUUUUCUCAUGCAUAUGAUUUCCAUUAUGCCUACAGAUAUGGACCCUUUUUCUGUCUCGACUUCUUGAUCAUUGACCUCUGUUUACAACAGAAGGAGGGUACUAAAGUUGGAAGAUUUCCUUUUCUUGUAGCUCACUGCCCACAGACUUUCUGCAGAGUCACCAAUCUGUUAGUAACAAGAGAGUCCAGCAAUAAUCGGUGACCGGUGUGCAUAGCGGAGGUUGCAGCAUUACUUUGCACAACUUGCUCUUUGUCUCAUGAAGGAAGUUUUUAUUUUUUUUUUCACCGAUUAUUGCCAGUCAGCAGGAUGGCACGUAAAGGGUCCAUAGCACUAGCAACAAUAGCAUUAUAAUAUAUUACAGGGUAAAUGGGCAUGAAGACUAUAUAUAGCUAAAAGAGAUAUUGUUUAUAUAUUGUUUUAAUUAAUAUAAAAUGUAGUUACUGGUGUAGCUUUUCCUGUUGAAUUGAUAAGGCACUUUCAUUUUGCACCUUUUUCUUUAAAUUAAAUGCUAGCGUGUUCACUGUCGUGUCGCAUGUGCACCAGAAACACAAGUUUUACUGAGAAGGCUUGGAAGGUACGUCGGGAGGUAUUUAUGCUGCUGUUUACAAAAUUACUUUCAAAAGACUGGCUGGUCAUAUCUAGAAAUCACGAUGUUGGAUUAUUAUUUUUUUACAUGUGAAUUUGGAAUUAGAAACUGAACUCUCCCUAAAUUACACCUUGCAUUUGGGUAAGUUUAAGGAUAGAUGUGUUUAUGCUUCAUACAAAGUUGAAUGGUUGAUUGGUGCUGUGGACUUAUACCAUCAUGAAUAUUAUUUUUUAAAAAGCUUUUUUAAAUGCCACCUAAAGGAGGCAGAGGAGGGGAGGCUCGUUUUAUACAAUUCAGUAGUUAUAUAGACUCAGCCUCAACUUGGAAUUCGUAUGCUUUGAGAACAAAUCAGUAACCAGAAUAGUUUAUUGGAAUCUAGCUUUGAUUAUAAGAAGGACCCAAAGAUUUAUAUGUGGAGCAAACGCACACUCCUCACAUGAGGACAUAAAGCAUUUACUCUGUGAAAGUUUAUGUUCUUGGUGUAAUCUAGGAACUGUAAGGGUUGAUCUCAGAGUGAACUAUUUCUAGACUAGCUGCCUCUAGAUGCUAUAAUUCUAGAACGUUGCUCUCCAUAUUUCAUAGACAAUGAAUGAGAGGGUGAGGGAGGCAUACCAUGUUGAAUUAGUUUCUGUUAUUUAAAUAUUAAAUAUUUUAAGCCUUUAAAGUGAAGUCAGUGCUAACUGCAAACAUGUACUUUUGUAUUUAUCGUCGCUAGAAAACUGUGGACUAUAAUUUAUUUCAUUAAAUAUUUAGAAGAUUGUUUGGUUUGGUGUUCAGGUGAGAUAGAGUGAGGGUUGUGUGUUUUUUUUAAUUUCAUGAAUUUUCAAAAAUAAUUCCCAGUGGGGGAAGGGAGAAGGAACUGUCUGACACACAAGUGAGCAUAUUUUAAAAAUAAGUGACCUUUGGGAUGGUAGGCAUUGAGAUGCUGAUUUCAGUCCCACUCGGGGUAGGAGUCAAACUUCUGGUCUGACAUCAAAGGCCACGUUUGUUCAGUAAAGGGGACAUCCUCCCGUCGUGCAAAGGCGGGAGUUUCCGAGAAGCCCUUUCUAGUGGAGAAAGUGUCUCCUGGACCACCAGGGCCCUCCUGACUCUCCCGUGGGGACUGUGGCUCCUGGUGUCAGGCUGGAUCCCAGCGCAGGCUUCCCAGAGCCCUCCACUCUGCUCAGACCUCCGCUGACUUCCCGACUUGCUUCCUGAGGGACUUGGAAAAGGAGAAGGAAUUAUUCACACAGAAGUGUGUAUGAAGCCUAAAUGACAUCUAACUUUUUCCCCCAAAAAAAUAUAGUAAGGGUUUAACCAUAAAUAGAAGACAAGAGUAUUAUUUACUUAAAUUUCUUACAAGCAUAUAAAACUUUAUGAGUGUUUAUAUAGAGAGGUUAACUAUAAGCAUAUAGUAUUUAUAUUUGGGCAGGAGGGGUUAAAGCAAAUUUUUAAUUUAAAUAAGCAUAGUUCCUUUAAAGAGCAAUAGUAUUUAUACUCUGAAAAAAGUACCAAGCUUAGUUCAGUUAUUUAUUUGUCCGUGUUUCUCCUAUUGUUUCUCCUUUGGGGAGAAAUGGUGUAUUUUUAUUUUGGUUUGGUUUCGUUUCCUUUGUUUUCUGUCGUUCUGAUUCACUAAAUUUGGGGAUGGUUUUAUUAAAAUAUAUUAACUUCUUUUUAACCAAAGCUUUCUGAAUAUGACCAGCCUCAGGUGCUAGCGCAUUAAAGAGCAACUAAACCUAAUUCCAGUGUCCAUUUAUGAAAUGAAAAGAGUUCAUUGAACUUCUCUAGGGGUGAGAGAGAACAUAAUGUUGAACUUAAAAGAAAUUCUUUUUUCCAGAAAGGAUUUUGCAUGUACAUAAUGCAAAAAAAAAAAGAAAGAUGCUCUAAUCACAGUAAUAGUCACACCAUGGUGACAGUGCUCUCAGAGUAAACCGAGAUACAUUGACAUGAUGCUGCUACUAGAUCUUUGAGAAAGAAAAGCAAGUGUGGACUUUAAGAGCAAAUUACCUCUAUAGGGUAGGAACAAGAUAGCAGAGGCAUGCUCGGUGGCAGGAGGGAACAACUGACUAUUAUUUGGAUCAAAGUUGGGAUCUGAAGUUAAACAAUAAAUUCAGCUGACAAAAUAUGACGUAUAGAAAAGGAUGUGAAAAACUUUGCAUUUGCAUUCUCUUCCUUAUUAUAGAAACACCUGUGUGAUGAUACAAAAUAUUUGGUGAUACAGAAAAUUAUUUGUAAUAGUUCUUAUAAAGCUCCCUAAACUUAAAUAGUCCUUUGAUUAUUGGAAUCACGUCAUUGUCAUCCCAGCUGCUAUAAGGCCUUUUGUACAAUGUUUUACAUCAGCUAAAUGAGGCUUUUGUACAAAGUCCCAAUAUCAUCAGUUACAAUGGUGUCCAAAUGGUUGCAUUCCAUUGUGAAGAAACUGGCCUUGGUCACAAUGAAAUCAAAAGUGCAGAUGAAAGUGCUUUUUUGGGACAGUUUGCAAAUUGUGUUAAAGCUAUGGAUUUUUUUUAAGUGUUCAGCAUCCUAAUUUACGUUAAAGCUAUGGAUUUUUUUUUAAGUCUUCAGCAUCCUAAUUCACCCUUCCUAACUUAAGGAAAACAUGACUUAAGACACUGCUUCUAAGUUUGGUUGUUCUUUAUAGUGUGGAUACCCAGAUGUCUGUGAGCGUAUAGGGGUGGGCUGAGGGUCAAGUGAGGAGGGAGUGAGUGUGUGUGUGUGUGUGUGUGUGUGUGUGUGGUUUUUGUGUAUGACCUGCGUGUGUCAGACCGCUUCUAGGCUACUACGUGUCAAUGGAAAAGAAAAUGUAUUCAAAAUACUUAAAUCAAAAAACUAGAAGAUGGGAAUAAAAAGAUUUAUUCUAUACAAAGCCUUGUCUGGACCACUUUAGAGAGACUUCUAUUUUUUUAACCCUUCUAUAAAUAUUUGAUGGCACUUGAAAUAUUCCUGCAAUAAAAUGUGAUUUGUGUAAAGAAAAAAAAAAGAUUUUGUAAUGUGAAACAAAGAAAGAAAGUAAUGUAAUUUUCUAAAAAAAAUACAAACAAACAAACUUUGUAUUAUUUUCUUGAUGGAAUUUGUCUAUCUGUCUUUGGAAAACUUUUUAUUUCAUUGAAUGUGCCAUAGUAGAAAUACGUGUUUUUAGUUUUAGACUAAGGAAUAGCUGUUUGUGUUCCGACAUUCCAAAAUGCAAAACAACCUAGUAGAAUCUUUAAUGAAAAGGUUUAAGUAGGAUGUAAGCUUCUCUCAUCGUUGCUUUUUUGCACAUGUUCUUCAUUCCUCUCUAGUGCAAUAUGUACAUAGAGCACUCGCGGGUGUACCUUGAUCCCUCAGGGAAAAAUACAUAUUUGUACAGUUGUUAUUAUUGUUGUUUCUUUUUGUUUUUGGCUAAGGAAUGUCGACUGAAUCACUUGUUAUUGUUGAGGGGCAGCCAGAUAAUAAUCCUAAAGCCACUGUUUCAAACAUUGAUUGUUUAAAUCAUGUGUCCUUCCAGUGCUAUUAAGAUACUAAUAAUAAAAAGUUAUUUUCUGACAGUUCUUUGUGCUGAUUGGUGAA
This is a messenger RNA of Myotis brandtii (Brandt's bat), 6326 nucleotides long. RefSeq names its product RAR-related orphan receptor A (gene RORA). Gene Ontology annotation, molecular function: RNA polymerase II cis-regulatory region sequence-specific DNA binding; nuclear receptor activity; zinc ion binding. Lineage: Eukaryota; Metazoa; Chordata; Mammalia; Chiroptera; Vespertilionidae. Gene Ontology annotation, cellular component: nucleus. The coding region runs from base 394 to 2028 and encodes 544 amino acids. The record is from RefSeq and is a predicted model, not a curated record. The transcript has 10 exons. Gene Ontology annotation, biological process: negative regulation of inflammatory response; regulation of transcription by RNA polymerase II.